This is a messenger RNA of Oncorhynchus gorbuscha (pink salmon), 3782 nucleotides long. RefSeq names its product complement C1q tumor necrosis factor-related protein 4-like. NCBI's taxonomy places the organism in Eukaryota, Metazoa, Chordata, Actinopteri, Salmoniformes, Salmonidae. Gene Ontology annotation, molecular function: protein binding. The transcript is spliced from 2 exons. Bases 35 to 1291 code for a protein of 418 amino acids. The record is from RefSeq and is a predicted model, not a curated record.
UUUAUCACUCUUAUAUCCUCCAGUGUGUGUGUGUAUGUGUGUGUGCUGCUUACACAGCCUCACAGACAGCAGCAGCAGGUUGAUACACACAAAGACAGUGAACGCUUCCUGGUGCAGAGCCCUUUUGAAGAACUUUGAGCAUUCCUCUCCUACAGCACGGUCUCCUCCUACACAGAGGAAGAUGAAGAUACCAGCUAGCAGUCUCCUGAUUGGCCUGAUGUGUCAGGUAACCUGCAUGUGGGCCUUUGCUCGCCUGCCCGAGGAUGCAGAACAGCGGUCUGCCUUCUCAGUGGCACGCACCAGCAGCAUGGAGGGUGGACCAAAGAUGGUGGUGACCUUUGACAAGGAGUAUGUUAACAUCGGUGGGGACUUUGAUCCAAAGGCAGGCAUGUUCCGCUGCCGCAUCCCCGGAGCAUACUACUUCUCCUUCACAGUGGGGAAGUUCCCACGUCGUGACCUGUCAGUCAUGCUAAUGAAGAACAGGAAUGAAGUGCAGGCCAUUGUGUAUGAUGAGAAUGUGGGAGAAGAGCGUAAGGUGCAGAGCCAAAGCGCCAUGCUGCAGCUGGACUUUGGUGACACAGUCUGGCUCCGCCUUCACGGUGAUCCCCGCUAUGCCAUCUACAGCAACACAGGUCACUACACCACCUUUAACGGCUACCUAAUCUACCCUGACACCUACACCUUCCAAGACCCCAAGCAUGAGGACCCAACUCGUAUGUAUGGAAACGAGGCGGCUGCCAAUGACCACACCCUAACUGACCAAGAUGGGCGAGGAGAAAGGGACAACAUAGAGAAGAGAGAGGAGGUAGAGGAUGAAGAGGGGGACCAGAGGUCGGCCUUCUCUGUUGGCCGCACUCAGAGCAUCGUAGGGGUGGACCAGGGCUUCCCAGAGCACCGUCCUAUCGCCUUUGACACAGACUUUGUCAACAUUGGCGCUGACUUUAACGUCACCGAAGGUGUAUUCACCUGCCGUAUUCCAGGAGCUUACUUCUUCUCCUUCAAUGCUGGCAAGCUUCCCCACAAAACACUGUCAGUCAAGCUGAUGAAGAACCACCUGGAGGUGCAGGCCAUGAUCUACGAUGACAGUGACACUGAAAAGGCUUUGCAGAGCCAGAGUCUGAUGCUAUCUCUGCACCGUGGUGAUAUCGUCUGGCUUUAUAGCCACCAGCGCGAUGGCUUUGGAGCAUACAGCAACCAUGCCAAGUAUAUUACCUUCACUGGAUUCCUGGUCUAUCCAGACCUCCAAAAACCACCCACCAAUCAGCAGCAACAGCAGAGCCGGAAGCCAUAAGGGACAGUGUCAAGAACAAAGUUGGCUGUGGACCUACUACACUCAAUUAUUCUAUGUCCAGCUAAUUCUUUCAAUGGGUUUACUUUGUCAAACUCCAACUUUGGAGUCUUGAAUUCAAUGAAGAUGUUACAACUUGCUAGUAUUUCUGAUAUUUUCAGGAUAUGAUGUCUCAGUUAAUACUUACUUAUCUGUAUUUUUAACAUACCUUUAUCAAAUGUCUUGAAAGGCAUGGUUUAAUAAUGGGGACACUUGUUUUGUGUCAAAAUGAGUAUUUUUCCUUCAUUUUAGAGUGAGUUUCUGCUAAGGCCCGUGUCUGAUCACAAUGAAAUAAAAUUACAUUUUGAAACCAAAAAGCAUGACCUACAUUUAGAAUAAAAUGUCCCUUUACCUUGCAGGGCUGUCCAUUGGACGAAGACAGACACCAUACUCACAGAGCACAUGCUAGUUUUGGACCUUGAGGCACCAGACUCAUGAUUUCAUUUCUAACUUAGAGUUGAAUUAAUUUCCUCAGAUGGUUAAUGCUGUGGAGAAAAUGUAAUAUCCUAUAUCAUCCCUUGUGAUAAUCGUGCCGGAUUAAUUCACACACCCCAAGAGAGAAAGAUUCUGUUCAAAUUGUGCCAGACUUCAGCAAAUUACAGUCUCAGUUUGAGAGGUCAUUUAAACAACAUAUAAAAAUAGCAUAUAGUCCAAUUUUAAUGUUAGUUUUACACUCCUGAAAAUACUGUAUUUUGAUUCUCCACAUCAGUAUUGUGAGCCUAUUGGGUUCUCUACACCAUCAUCUCUGGGUAGUGUUCCUUUUGAAUCAGCGUCUUAUCAAAAGGCAUAAACACAAAAUGUGACACAAUGAAUAAUGAGACAGUAUUUCAGUAAUGGUUAGUCUCCCAGUUCAUAGUCAUCUACUAUGCGAAUAGCAGGUUGAUGUUCAUUGUCAUGAACCUUGCCCUGGAUGCAGAACUGAGCCAUUUGCCCUAGAUGGGCCAGCUGCAAAGUCAAAACUGUAUUUUUGGUCUUAAUUUAAGGUUAGGGCUAGGCAUUAUGGUUAGCUGUGUAGUUAAGGUUAUGAUUAUAAUCAGAUUUUAUGACUUUCUGGCUGUGCCAGCUAGUGACCACUCUGCAUAGCUGCCUCCAGAACAAGAUUCAUGAAGAAAAACCACUAACCUGCCUGUGACUGCGUUGAGUCAGGCAUAUACUCACUCCUGUGGUGCUGCCCUUACACAACCUACUUUUGGAGAGCAUCCUUCGUCACACUCUUGACUCCCUAAUUGUGGCAAAUUUUGUACUUUGACGGUGGAAUGACUUUUUCGAUACAGCGAUUUGAAAAAUAUUUGAAACUGCGUAUAAUUUUUCAAUUUGUAUGCGGAAAAUGAUAGUUUAGCAUUUGCUUUGUAGUUCAAUUUCAAUCAUUCUGUGCAUGGGCUGCAAUAGGAAAUAGUCCUCUUGAGUUGAGUGGACCAAAUUUGUAUAACAGCUUUAAUUCUAUUUAAAAACCACUAGCAUGAUAACUUGAGGGAGUAAGGAACCCACCAAAAGUAUUAUUUCUUAAGAGUUCAGUGAGAUCAAUUUCCAGAGAUAACAAGCAUUAUGAUUUUUGGAAUUGAGUCUUACAGAAUAUUUUGACUUAUAAUUUCAUGCAUGCUGUCAUGGAGAAUAAUCGUUUAACAGCUUUGCAGAUAUUUGUAAUGAUACCGUAUUUCUAUCCAUACGUGAUUUUUGGUAAAUAACUUUGUUGUAAGUGGUAUGUUGGUGACUUGUGCUUAUAUCUUUGUCCUUACAAAGGAAUGAUUGUAAACUAAAUAACAUUUUGCCCUGGGUACAUUCAACCCAUGUGUUAGUAGUCAGCUUCUUGUUGGCUCCUUGAGAUGUUCAAAAUAUUUCUUAUACAAUGGAUGCUUUGGAACAUGUGAAGCAGAAUAAAUAAAAGUUCAUGUUUAUUUUUCUGUGCUCUUAUUGGUAGAAGGCACAUCUGUCAGUGAACUUCACCAUGCCCAUAGGGAGAGUUUAUUUCAGCAUGAUGCUAAUCGACUCGAGACAUAGAUCAACAUCAAUAAUAUUCAAAUCAAUUGGAUCCAAUAAUAAUAUUUAAACACGUAAAGCAUACGUGGUCUUGAAUAGAAGUCUAAAAAUGUCACAAUAUAACCUGCACCAUGGUAUCACACUUCUACAGAUCUGCUUUUUAAUAUGCACACAGUGCCCUCUUUUGGUUUGCUAUGGUAAGGCAGGUAAAGGUCUGGGUUUCCAUCCAUGAUUCUACUGUAUCUUAGUCACUUCUGCUCUGACGUCGCUCGUCCAUAUAUAUAUAUAUUAGUCUUAAUUUAUUCCUACUUAGGUGUGUAUGUGUGUAAUUUGUUAGAUAUUAUUGCACUGUCGGAGCUAGAAGCACAAGCAUUUCUCUACACCCGCAAUAACAUCUGCUCGUCACGUGUAUGUGACCAAUAAAAUUUGCUUGUACUAGUGCUAUAGUUUAAACAUACACCGUCAAAAUGUAGUCACU